Messenger RNA from Biomphalaria glabrata, 2166 nucleotides. RefSeq lists its product as uncharacterized. NCBI's taxonomy places the organism in Eukaryota, Metazoa, Mollusca, Gastropoda, Planorbidae. The coding region runs from base 279 to 581 and encodes 100 amino acids. The transcript is spliced from 4 exons. The record is from RefSeq and is a predicted model, not a curated record.
AGACUAUGUCUAUUAGUCUAUUUAUUAUAAUAAUAAGUAUAUACUAGAUCUACUAUCUAGAUCUGUAUUACUAUAGAUUAGAAUAGACAGUAUAAAUCUUGAUCUAGAUUCUAGAUUAAUCUAGACUACUGGAAUCUUCAAUCUAUAGUCUCAUAGAGACUAUCACCGUCACUAUGUCUAUACUAUUAUACAGACACUAGAGUAGAGUUAUGAGUAGCUCAAUAGACUGAUUGGGUGUAGCUUUGAGUAACACUACAGUAAAAUAAAUCUAGGACUAGAUGGCUGAAUAUGAGGCUGGCCUAGACAGCAACAUAGAUGUGUACAUCCAGUACCCAGAAAGUGCAGACAGAGUCAUUAAAACUAUUCUUAUUGCUGAUGUCAAUGGAGUGGAUUACAAAGUAGAACAGGUUAAGAAUAAUAUACUAAAUGGUAACAGUGUUCCAAAUGCAAUGAGUUACAACUUAGCUUUUCGCAAUGAAUCAAACGGAAACGUACGCAAAGUGGAUCAAUCAACAAAAAUGUUAGACUGGCUGAAGAUUUUAACAUCUUCUGAGACCACACUUAUUUUUCAGUUAAUUUAGUUUCAAUUCUUUUUUUUUUUUUCAUAUUUUCUAAAGCAUUAAAUUGAUUGAUAAUUUAAUUCAGAAUUUAAUAUUUUCCAGAUAAACUAUUCAAAUACAAGUGUAACUAGUUUAAAUAUUAUAUUUUUACAAAGCUUAUAACAACUCACUCUGUCUGUCUGGUAAAACGUUUGUACACAUUAUUUCUCCCACACCCAAUCUUAGAUCAAGCUAAACUUUUUGCACAAUUAUUUCUUUUACCUGACAACACGAGAAUAAAAAAAAUUAACCAAUUAUUGCUAAAUAAUUAUUUUGUCAGGUAUAUCACACAAUGGAAAGAAUUUGUACUUGACUGAAGUGUGGUAUUAGCUGAAUCAGUCCCCUUUACAUAUUGUCAUCUCAGGUUUACUGAAUACAAACAUGAAAUAGAAACUAUAGAUAACCAUACAAUUUUCCAUGUUUAUACACUCUUUGCUAGCAGAAUGGUUACCAUGUUGGCUUGAGAAGGCUUUAGCUAAUGAGUUCAAAUUCAGGUCAUUUAUUUUUUUUUUAAAUACACUAGCUGGAUAUGACCCGCGGCCUGGGGGCCUUAGUUUUGGUAUUACUGAUCUACUGAUUUGAAUUUAGAUAUAUGUUAAACAGAGAAUUUUCCCUCCACAUUUUAAAAAAUUUUACCACAAAAAUAAAAGUAAAGUGUGAAAAUGGUUUACCCAUUCAGCCCCCAUAUUAUAUCAAGUAUAAAAUAAUAUAAAUAUGUAAUAUGUAAAAUAAUAUCAAUAAUGUGAGAACAGGUUUACCAGAAUAGUUAAAAUGCUUUGUUUUUUUAAUAGAGAUACAAUGGGGAACUUUUUAUCUAUUUAGGGCCCUCCCGUAGUGGUAGGGACAUUAAACAUACACUGCGGUCUCCGUCAUGAUCUAAGUAACAUUUAUGAACAUUUAUGAAGAUUGGUUAAACAAUUUUGAUUUCUAUAUGGGACAUACAUACAUACGCCUAACUUUCUGCUUUAUAUAUUAGAUAUUAAAAAUGAUCACACAGAUACUCCUUCCCAAUCCCUUUCAUAUAAAAAAUUAAAUUUAAUGACUGCUUCAAACUAAUUGAUACACUUAAUAUUAACUUUGUUUUGUUUUUGCUAAAGUAUUUUUUUGUAUUUUGCUUGUUUGACUCUUUUAAGUACAAAUUUUACAUUUACAAAAGUCUUAAAAAUAAAUGUAAAAUAAAAUAAUUUUCUUGUUAUCUGAUUAUUAUUUUACUAAAAGUAGGUGAUUAUUAAUUUACUAAUAUACAUUUGUUUCUGAAUAGAUGUUUUAUGUUAAUCAAAUUAUUUAUAUUUCUACAAAUAUAAGUGUUAAUGUCAGUUUCUGCUCAAUCAUUGAAUGAAACAUCUUAUUGUGAGUAACUGUUGUUGUAAGCCUUGAUAUAAUUUCAGUAUUUUCUUUCCCUGUGACAUUUUUAUAGUAUUGUCAUUGACUUUAAAGUAUAAUAUGUUAAAUAUUCAUUAUGAUUAAACCAGUGAUGGCUGACAUUGGGCCUACUAUAAUAGCCAUAUUUUGGCACAUUUUGCUUUGCUAUAUUAUUGUAAAUAAAAUUUGUUGAGAAGCCUCAAAA